Messenger RNA from Parastagonospora nodorum SN15, 762 nucleotides. RefSeq lists its product as hypothetical. NCBI's taxonomy places the organism in Eukaryota, Fungi, Ascomycota, Dothideomycetes, Pleosporales, Phaeosphaeriaceae. The transcript is spliced from 3 exons. The record is from RefSeq and is a predicted model, not a curated record. Gene Ontology annotation, molecular function: cellulase activity. Gene Ontology annotation, biological process: polysaccharide catabolic process. The coding region runs from base 1 to 762 and encodes 253 amino acids.
AUGCUCUUCCACGCUUGUGCCUUGACCGGCCUUUUGGCCAUCACUGCCGCUAGCCCAGCCCCUGUUACUCCAGUCCGUCGUCAAGCAGCAUCCCUCUGCGAACAGUACGGAUACUACGCAGCCAAUGGCUACGAGUUCAACAACAACAACUGGGGCAAGGGUUCCGGCUCCGGAAGCCAGUGCACUACCGUCCAGAGCACCUCCAGCUCUAGCGUGAGCUGGUCCACCCAGUGGCAGUGGUCGGGAGGCCAGGACAACGUCAAGAGCUACGCCAACGCUGGCAAGCAGUUCGCCAGGGGCAUCAAGGUCAGCAACGUGAAGAGCCUGCCCACCAACAUUCAGUGGGACUACCAGCCCCGUGACGGCGUUCGUGCCAACGUUGCCUACGAUGUCUUCACUGCCGCGGAUCCCAACCACGACAAGAGCAGCGGUGACUACGAACUCAUGGUCUGGCUCGCAAGAAUGGGUGGCGUCUACCCAAUCGGCAACAAAGUCACCACCGUCACCCUUGCUGGGUAUAGCUGGGACCUCUACGUCGGCCCCAACGGCUCGAUGAAGGUCUUCAGCUUCAUUCCCUCUGACGGAUCAUGGAAGUUGUCCUUCAACGCCGACCUGAAGCUGUUCUUCAACUACCUUGCGCAGAACCAGGGAUACCCCAUCAACAACCAGUACUUGAUCGUCUUCCAGCAGGGUACUGAGCCGUUCACGGGUGGCCCAACCAAGUACACGGUGUCCAGCUACAGCGCCAGUGUCAACCAAUAA